UGCAUGAUGUACGGCUUCGGGGACGACCAGAACCCCUACACGGAAUCGGUGGACAUUCUGGAGGACCUGGUAAUAGAGUUUAUCACAGAAAUGACACACAAGGCCAUGUCCAUUGGGCGGCAGGGCCGUGUACAGGUUGAGGACAUUGUCUUUCUGAUCCGCAAGGACCCCCGGAAGUUUGCCAGAGUUAAAGACCUCCUAACCAUGAACGAAGAACUGAAACGAGCCAGAAAGGCCUUUGAUGAAGCGAACUACGGAUCUUGA
Opisthocomus hoazin is the source of this 264-nucleotide messenger RNA. The record is from RefSeq and is a predicted model, not a curated record. NCBI's taxonomy places the organism in Eukaryota, Metazoa, Chordata, Aves, Opisthocomiformes, Opisthocomidae.